AUGCCCGUCACUGGCCCGUCCGGGCCACCAGGCGCCCACCCCAGAAGCAGCUGCAUCUCGGUGCUGGCAGGGGGGAAGGAACCCCUGAUGGGAGACCGUUCAUCACACGGAGGGCGGAGUCCGUCCGGUGAAAAGGGUGAGGAGAACGUGAGGGCCCCCCCAGCAGCGCGUCCGGCCCCCCCGCGGGCCCGGGGAGAAGCCGCCGACGCCGAGGAGCAGCGGGGAAGCCAGGAGCUGCUGGAGCAGGCGGCAGCCGAGAGGCGGCAGCUCGUCUGGGAGUGGCAGGAGCUGCGAGGGUUUCUGGAGGAGCAGGAGCAGCGGCUGCUGGCCCGGCUGGAGGAGCUGGAGGGAGCCAUUGUCCAGCGACGGGACGCGGGCGGCUGCAGCCUGUCCCGGGAGAUUUCCCUGCUCGGGGAGAGGGGAGGAGACGAGGGGCAGCGGCCGCCGAGCCCCCCCCUGCAGGGUGCCGGGAGCUGUGGGGCCAGAUCGGGCGACCACGUCUGCACGCAGUCAGAACCCACAGAACCGGAGCGUCCCGGAGACAGCUCCCGAGCCCGUCUCUGUUCCUUGCCCCCACGUUUCCCGGUGUCCCGUCUCUCUGGGCCCAUGGCGAGCACGGGGCUGAAGGCAGGUGACUCGCCGUAACCGAGACAAUCUCAGGCUGCAAAGCUCAGAUCCAGGGUUCCUGGAGUUUGGGGGUUGCUGGGCUCAGGGUCUGGGGCUCAGGCCUAUUUCUCACCCCUCCUUUCCCCAGCAGGGAG
Molecule: messenger RNA, 761 nt
Organism: Mauremys mutica (yellowpond turtle)
Lineage: Eukaryota; Metazoa; Chordata; Testudines; Geoemydidae
Exons: 5
Coding region: 1-645 (214 amino acids)
Source: RefSeq, a predicted model, not a curated record